AUGGGAGGUGCACCCUCUGGAACCGCCGGCUACGAUGCCGCCCUCGAGCGCCGCCAGGCCCUCAUGGGCAAGAGUGGCCCGCGCGCCCUCGUCAAGAACUGGCGCGUCGCCCGCAUCGCCUGCUUCGCCUGUCUGGGCGGCGUCCUCUACGGCUACAACCAGGGCAUGUUCUCGGGCAUCCUCGUCAUGCCGUCCUUUGGCAAGCACACGGACGGCUACAUUGACAACCCCACAAACAAGGGCUGGCUCACGUCCAUCCUCGAACUCGGCGCCUGGCUCGGCGCCGUCAUGUCCGGCGCCACCGCCGAAAUCUUCUCCCGCAAGUACGGCAUCCUCAUCGCCACCGCCUUCUUCCUCCUCGGCGUCGUCGUCCAGGCCGUCUCCAUCACGGGCGGCUACAAGCCCAUCCUGGCCGGCCGCUUCAUCACCGGCAUCGGCGUCGGCUCCCUCAGCACCAUUGUGCCCCUCUACAACUCCGAGUGCGCGCCCCCCGAGGUCCGCGGCGCCCUCGUCGGCCUCCAGCAGCUCGCCAUCACCUUUGGCAUCAUGAUCUCCUUCUGGAUCAACUACGGCUGCAACUACAUUGGUGGCACCACCCUCGAGACACAGUCCGACGCCGCCUGGCUCGUCCCCAUCUGCCUCCAGGUCGCGCCCGCCCUCCUCCUCUUCUUCGGCAUGCUCUGGAUGCCCUUUUCGCCCCGGUGGCUGCUGCACCACGGCCGCGAGGACGAGGCGCGCCAGGUCCUGUCUCAUCUGCGCCAUCUGCCCGGGACCCAUGAGCUCGUCGAGCUCGAGUUCCUCGAGAUCAAGGCCCAGAGCCUCUUUGAGAAGCGCAGCAUCGCCGAGAGGUUCCCGCACCUCCAGGCGCAGACGGCCUGGAACACCACAAAGCUGCAGUUUGUCGCCAUCCUCGCCCUAUUCCAGACAAAGGCCAUGUUCAAGCGCGUGGUUGUGGCUACUGUCACCAUGACGGCCCAGCAAUGGUCCGGCAUCAACGCCGUCUUGUACUACGCCCCGUCCAUCUUCGAGCAGCUCGGGCUGUCCUCGACGACGACGAGUUUGCUGGCGACCGGCGUGGUGGGCAUCGUCAUGUUCAUCGCGACAAUCCCCGCUGUGCUCUGGAUUGACCGCGUCGGCCGCAAGCCCGUGCUCGCCGUCGGCGCGCUGGGCAUGAGUCUCAGUCAUUUCAUCAUUGCCGUCAUCCUGGCCAUGAAUAUCGACCGCUUCGAAACGCAGCAGGCGUCGGGAUGGGCUGCCGUUGUCAUGGUCUGGCUCUUUGUCAUCCACUUUGGCUACUCCUGGGGACCCUGUGCUUGGAUCCUCAUUGCCGAGAUUUGGCCCCUGAGCACCCGUCCGUAUGGUGUUUCGCUCGGUGCUUCUUCCAACUGGAUGAAUAACUUUGUCGUUGGACAGGUCACCCCCGACAUGCUGGAGAAUAUUACCUAUGGCACAUAUAUCCUCUUUGGCCUUCUGACGUUCUUGGGUGCUUGCUUCAUCUGGUUCUUCGUCCCGGAGACCAAGCGACUUUCGCUUGAGGAGAUGGACAUCAUCUUCGGCUCCGAGGGCACUGCGCAGGCCGACUUUGAGCGCAUGGAUGAGAUCAACAGGGAGAUUGGCUUGUUCGAUCUGAUCAACACGGGCCGUCUCGCGACGCGCCACUCGCACGACUCGGAGAAGAAGCACCCGAUCGAACAUGAUGUUUGA
Molecule: messenger RNA, 1704 nt
Organism: Emericellopsis cladophorae
Lineage: Eukaryota; Fungi; Ascomycota; Sordariomycetes; Hypocreales; Bionectriaceae
Exons: 5
Coding region: 1-1704 (567 amino acids)
Biological process (GO): carbohydrate transport; transmembrane transport
Cellular component (GO): membrane
Molecular function (GO): carbohydrate:proton symporter activity
Source: RefSeq, a predicted model, not a curated record